AUGGUUGUUUGGAAUUGGGACACAACAGCCUCUGAGGCAUGGCAGAUCGGCGAAGACCUCUGGAAGUUCCGCCGGAAGCAAAAGGUGUGGUAUUGGGCCAUCUUUGGCGCUAUGCCUGGAACAGCGGUCUGGGAGGAGAAGAUGGCCAACAACGAGAAGGCGUCUCUUAACAACGAAUACCCUACGCCGCCUCCCAUCGUCCGUCCAGCCUUUCCGGUCAUGCUGGGGAAGUUGCAGGAGGCGAAUGAAACUCGUAUUGUGAAGGAGAAGGAAGGAGAUUCUCAAUGGCGGACUGGUCCUCGUUUCCUGGCCCGUGGCAGUCGGACGCUGACAGGCCCCUUAAUGUAG
Messenger RNA from Saxophila tyrrhenica, 348 nucleotides. RefSeq lists its product as uncharacterized. The coding region runs from base 1 to 348 and encodes 115 amino acids. The record is from RefSeq and is a predicted model, not a curated record. The transcript is spliced from 2 exons. Lineage: Eukaryota; Fungi; Ascomycota; Dothideomycetes; Mycosphaerellales; Extremaceae.